Molecule: messenger RNA, 1633 nt
Organism: Ipomoea nil (Japanese morning glory)
Lineage: Eukaryota; Viridiplantae; Streptophyta; Magnoliopsida; Solanales; Convolvulaceae
Product: retinol dehydrogenase 11-like
Exons: 9
Coding region: 15-1241 (408 amino acids)
Source: RefSeq, a predicted model, not a curated record
AAAAGGGAAAAAAAAUGGAAAAUCGCCCUAUAACUGCCUUGCUGGAAUCUGCCGAAGUAGAACUCCCGGGGGAAGAGAGAGAGAGAGAGAAGAGAAUGGCGCCGGAGACGAAGGAGAAAAAGGAGGGUAGUGGAAGCGAAGAUGUGCGGCCGAAGAAGAAGGUGGCGCUGGGAUGGAUAGAGUGGCUGAGGGGGUUGUUGUUCGUGGUCUAUGAGCUGCUGUUCCAGAGGAUAGCCGCAAGCCACUUGGAGAACCCUAUGCCUCUCCCUCCAGUCAAUGAUCUCACCUGUAUCGUCACCGGCUCCACCAGCGGUAUCGGCCGGGAAAUCGCUAGACAAUUGGCAGAAGCAGGGGCUCAUGUGGUUAUGGCAGUCAGAAAUACAAAGGCUGCAAAUGAAUUGAUAAAGAAGUGGCAGGAGGAUUGGGCAGGGAAGGGCCUUCCUCUCAAUAUUGAGGUCAUGGAACUUGAUCUUGUCUCCUUGGAUUCUGUUGUGAGAUUUGCAGAUGCAUGGAAUGCACGUGCAGGACCAUUACAUGUCCUCAUUAACAAUGCUGGGAUAUUUUCUAUUGGUGAACCACAGAAAUUCACAAAGGAUGGUUAUGAGGAACACAUGCAAGUGAAUCAUCUUGCUCCAGCAUUGCUUUCCAUAUUGCUUUUACCAUCCCUUAUAAGAGGUUCGCCAAGCAGAAUCAUCAAUGUGAACUCCAUUAUACACUAUGUUGGAUUUGUUGAUCCAGAGGAUAUGAAUGUUGUGUCUGGGAAGAGAAAGUACGCAAGUUUAGUGGGAUAUUCAGGCAGUAAGCUUGCGCAGGUUAUGUACAGUAGCAUGCUUCAGAAGAGACUGCCAGCUGAAGCUGGUAUAAAUGUAAUAUGUGUUUCUCCUGGAAUUGUUCAAACCAAUGUUGCAAGAGAUCUUCCUAGGUUCAUUCAAGGUGCAUAUCGUUUGAUACCAUAUCUUAUAUUCAAUCCUGAGGAAGGUUCUAGAAGUACACUUUUUGCAGCCACUGAUCCUCAAGUUCCAGAGUACUGUGAGACGUUGAAAGCGGAUGAUUGGCCAGUCUGCGCUUACCUUUCUCAAGAUUGCCGUCCAAUGAAUCCCUCCGAAGAAUCACACAACCUUGAAACUUCUUACAAAGUUUGGGAGAAGACCUUGGAACUGAUUGGCCUUCCCACGGAUGCAGUUGAGAGGCUUAUCGAGGGGGAAGAAGUCGAGUGCAAAUAUGGAAAACCGAAGGAAUAGCUCAGUUGUGUGGCUUGUUUAUGCACCUUCACGGUUAGUUGUAAGCUAUAGGUCACCGCAGAUUCAGCCAGCAUUGUUUAACGAUCAUAUAGGUUCCUUUUUGGAGUGGUUGGAUGACAAGGAGACGAUGGCCCUUUACACAAUGGACCAAACUGGCCUUAAGAUUCAACCUGAAUUUGUAUGCUUUACUUCUAGCUUUCAACUGGUAGUAAGUUGUUUAUCUCCUUCACGUAUAAAAGAGUUGUAUAACUUUUUAAUCAUAACUUAUACGUUUGAUGAGCAGUGAGUUAGUGAGCGUUGUAGCUUUUUACUUGUGCAGUUAAAAAUAUACUAAGGGGGUGUAAUGGUGUAUUUUCAAGACUUUUAUGGAACUUUAAAUACUUUCACUGGUC